GGCAUUUGGUCUGUAUUGCUACUGCUGUUAAGUAACAUAGUAAACUAGAUAAAACAGUACUUGGCCAACGUGAUAAUAAGGUGUAACGCAAAAUAGUUAACGUUAAACCAAAACAUUUUUGCAUAUUACCUUUAUUAACCAAGAUACAUUUAUUCUCGUACUGUAAAGAUUAACAUGAUCAGUUGCUAUGCAAGUGACCUAAGGAUUUUCGCUCUGGCUGAGAUUUGACGACGAACGCCGGCGAGUUUCGGAUGAGAAGCCAGCGAUUUGAAUGACGUUAGUGUUAGAUGUCAUUUGGAUUACAUUGAAGAGAACUGCAAAAACGCCGAUGUUUUCCAAGAGAAGAGACGUCUUCUGGAAAGAACAUCUUGCCACAGAUCACUAUUAUGACAGCUAGCUAGCUGUGACUGGUUCAAAACAUAUUACUAUACUGCUGUUCAGGCAAAUACUGUAUCUAUGCCUGCAUUCUUUGCUUGCAAUCGUAUGACCAUUUCUCAAAUAAAUUGUUAUUCGAUUUAGUUAGCGAGUAACAUCAAGCUAACUUUAAAGCUAGUGGAGUACUGUCCCUACAAAAUGUUAUUCGCUAGCUAGCUAAACGAUAGUGUUAGCAUGGUUGUCUGUCAGGAUCAUACGAUGCGAUGGGAAACAUGGAGCUUGUCACUUCAUGUCACUCUCUGUUAGAUAGUUGAAAUGUCUGUGGGUUUUUGAAGCUUGCGAUCUAUUUAUCCAGAAUGCUUGGCAUCAUGUAGAAUGUCAAGCGAAGCAGUUUUGAGCUAACGUAGCGUGUUUGCCAGCUAAAAACCACAUCUAGCUAGCCAGGUUGAAACGCUAGCUAACUCCUCUGGUCUGGGUCAGAAAAUGACAGCUGGCGGCAGGGACUGAUAAUUGUGUACCUUGCAGUUGUUAUCCAUUCUGAAAACUGACUGCCGUGUCAGAUUGGGAGUUAGGGACUUGAUUUAAAAAUUCCACAAUCUGUUGUAAUUAGUAGUUGGAUAACGUUAAUAACAGUGAAUAAUUAUUCCAGUACCGUACAUUCGCAUCUUAAACGUGAUCAAUUGCAUCAUCACCUGGCUGUUUCUGGCCAUUAUCAAAGGUGGACUAGAAUGCAAGUGAGCGGGUCCCUGCCUUGUGUAAACUCCAUAAUCAUCCGCUACUUAGACUAGUAAUGCAACUUCUGUGUGGAUACGUGGUUGUACCAGUGUUCUGAUAUCAAGAAAGCACUCUUCACUGUGCAUCACCGAAGAAAUAAACAUUUUUGACGCCUACAUUUGGAAGUUGCUUCUGCGAUGGAGACGGUUGGAGACUUUGAGUACAGCAGAAAGGACCUGGUGGGACAUGGGGCUUUCGCUGUGGUGUUCAAAGGAAGGCACAGAAAGAAGACUGACUGGGAGGUGGCCAUCAAGAGCAUUAACAAGAAAAACCUCUCCAAGUCCCAGAUCCUGCUUGGCAAGGAAAUCAAAAUACUUAAGGAACUCCAACACGAGAACAUUGUGGCGCUUUAUGAUGUCCAGGAAACGCCCAACUCAGUGUUCCUGGUCAUGGAGUACUGCAACGGUGGUGAUCUGGCGGACUAUCUGCAAGCCAAGGGGACGCUGCGGGAAGACACUCUUCGGGUGUUCCUGCAGCAGAUCGCCGCGGCCAUGAGGAUCCUCAACAGUAAAGGCAUCAUCCACCGAGACCUCAAGCCACAGAACAUCCUGCUGUCGUACACCGGCCGGAAGAGAUCCAGCAUCAACAGUAUCCGCGUCAAAAUAGCUGACUUCGGCUUUGCACGAUACCUCCAGAGUAACAUGAUGGCCGCCACGCUGUGUGGCUCUCCCAUGUACAUGGCCCCGGAAGUGAUCAUGUCUCAGAACUAUGAUGCUAAGGCUGACCUCUGGAGCAUCGGUACGGUCAUCUACCAGUGUCUUGUAGGCAAGCCUCCUUUCCAGGCCAACAGUCCCCAAGACCUGAGGAUGUUCUAUGAAAAGAACAAGUCACUGCUGCCCAUCAUCCCGAGGGAGACGUCUCCUCCUCUUGGCGACCUGCUACUAGGCCUGCUGCAGAGGAACCAGAAAGACCGAAUGGACUUUGAUGCAUUCUUCAGCCAUCCUUUCCUAGAUCCAGCCUCUGCCAUCAAAAAAUCAUGCCCUGUUCCAGUACCCAACUGCCCCAGCGCAGUGACUGACAGCACCUGUGGCAGUUCGCCCUCUGUUCGCUACAACUCUCCUCCGUCUCUCCCAGACAUGCAGAUGUUACCUGAGGACUGUCUGUCGUCGCCACCCAUGGGCCCCCCCAACUACCUGCAACUCUCUAAGGAGUCUGGAGGCAGCACCAGCAGCAAGAACUCCUCCUGCGACACGGAUGACUUUGUGCUGGUGCCACACCUCUCCACAGAGUCCUAUGACCAGCCAAUGGGAGCAGUAGGGCGUCGGGCGUCCGGCGAGUGGGCUGGAGGGCAGCCGCAGACCACCGGUCAGACCCCCGUGGUUUCCCCCCGGGCAGAGACCACCCCCAUCCCUGUGCCCACCCAGGUGCGGAACUACCAGCGCAUCAAGCAGAACCUUUCCAGCAGCCCCACCACCACGCUGUACGGCUCUCCCAGGUCUGGUACAGUAAGGCGGUCCAACACCAGUCCCAUGGGUUUCCCUAAGGUGGGCUCUGGGUCCCCGAGUUCUGCAGACUGCAGCCCUCAGAUGACGGGCAGACGUCUCUCCAUAGGAAGCUCCCGCCCUUACUCCCCCUCACCCCUGGUGGGCACCAUCCCAGAGCAGCUGGGUCACUGUUGCUGUGGACACCCUCAGGGUCAUGAGUCCCGAAGCCGCAGCUCCUCAGGAGGUUCUCCGGUGCCGUCUUCCCAGUUACUCGGUGCUCGUCUGCAAAGUGCCCCCACCCUGACAGAGGUCUACCAGACCAGACAGAAGCUCCACAAGCAGCUGUCAGACCCUAUCCAGCCCACCACCUCCAACUACCCCCCCAGCCACUCUCCCCAGCUGGGUCGCCCGGGCAACCUGGGCACCUCACCCACUAAACACCUGGGCUCGUCCCCUCGCUCGUCCGACUGGCUCAUGAAGUCCCCCCUGCCCACAAUCAUUGGCUCCCCCACAAAGACCAUCUCGGCCCCGUUCAAGAUCCCGAAGACUCAGGCCUCGUGUAACCUGAUGGCCCUGGCCGACGGUCCCACGCCCACGAAGACCUUGGCCGACACGCGGGACCUCUGUGCCCACCACUGCACCCCGUACCCCAGCGGGCGCCAGUCCGCCCCCGAGGCCAGCAGGACCACCUUUGGCAGGUCUGUCAGUACUGGUCGGCUGUCCGAACAGCCAGUCAGGAUCACUCUGGGGGGACAGCCUUACCAGGGCAGCACGGACAGCCUGAACACAGAGCGGCCCAUGGAUACAGCCCCGGCGGGACCUUUGGGGCUGUCUCAGCCUCAGGGCGGGGCGGCGAGCCCCCGGGCCGUUCUCUUCACCGUGGGCUCACCCCCGAACAGCAGCACCCCGCCAACCUGCAGCCACCUGGGUACCCGGCCGCGGACCACUUCAGUGGGCUCCAACAGUUCGGCGGGGUCCCUGUGCUCCACCAGUGGUCGGGUGUAUGUGGGCUCGCCUCCGGGUAUGGCCAUUGGGGCGUCUCCACCGGGCAGUGCCGGGGCUGAGGCGGGCCCCAGCAGCCUGCGUUACGUCCCCUACGGAACCUCCCCCCCCAGCCUGGAUGGAUUCAUCACAUUCGAGGCCCCGGAGCUGCCUGAGGAAACGCUGAUGGAGCGGGAGCACACAGACACUCUGAUGCACCUGCGGAUGAUGCUGUCCUUCACUGACUGUGUGCUGGAGAUCGCAGCGUUGCGUGCAGGAGGGGCAGACCUGGGCCAAUCAGCUGCCUCCCUCUACCCCCCCCAAGAGAGCGUGGUGGUGGACCAGAUCAGCCAGCUUAGCAAGGAGUGGGGGCAGGUGGAGCAGCUGGUGCUGUACAUGAAGGCUGCUCAGCUGUUGGCCUCAUCCCUCCACCUUGCUAAGGCUCAGAUAAAAUCAGCCAAGCUCAACCCCUCCAGCGCUGUCAAGCAGGUGGUGAAGAGUCUGAACGAGCGCUACAAGAGCUGCAUCUCCCUGUGUCGGCGGCUCACGGACAAACUGAACCACUUCUUCUCCGACAAGCAGCGCUUCGUGGAUGAGAUCAACAGCGUGACCGCGGAGAAGCUCAUCUACAACCACGCGGUGGAGAUGGUGCAGUCCGCGGCGCUGGACGAGAUGUUCCAGCAGACGGAGGACAUUGCCUACCGCUACAACAAGGCUGCCAUGCUACUGGAAGGCCUGUCCAAGAUCCUCCAGGACCCUGCAGACAUCCAAAAUGUGGCCAAGUAUAAGGCCAGUGUGGACCGGAGAAUCUCUGCCCUCUGCUACUGCACUGUCACACUGUACGAGUAGCAGACCACACACACACACGUGCGCACACACACACACGGACGGGCAGCUGUGACCUUCCUGUCACCCAUCUCAUCCCAGAGGGACCACAUUCUACGCACUUGAGUGAGAUUCUAACAAUAGAAUCUCUGGGACAAGCAUGGAACCCAUGUUCCCUCACGUAGCAGUCCAAGCACUUUUCCGUUUUUACUCCUUUCUUGUUCGACAUCACAGCAGAUAGUGUUAACCUUCUUUGGCAUUGCAGACUGGACGCUGGAGUGUCUGAGACUAGAUGCAGACAUUCAAUACCAAAGAUGAUCCAACGUUCUUGGGUCUGAGACAAUAGUGGGGCCUGAAUAAGACCCAGGCAUCUUCUUGAACUGCCUGUCAACUGACUUAGCGCAUGGCACUCACCAUGUGAUCAAACAAACUCUGACUUAGCGCAUGGCACUCACCAUGUGAUCAAACAAACUCAACCCCGCUUUUGGUUUUCAACUUUCAGGACUUUUUAUUUUGUUACCAGAAAGAUUUCACACGAGGAUAACUUUUUUGCCGCGUUCACUUGCUGGCUGGAACUAGAAAAAUUUACUUAUUUUCGGUUGUCGUUGAAUGCUGCACGUGAUCAAUUAAAAUCAAUCAGCAAG
Esox lucius (northern pike) is the source of this 5023-nucleotide messenger RNA. It is a transcript of the gene ulk2, whose product is annotated as unc-51 like autophagy activating kinase 2. NCBI's taxonomy places the organism in Eukaryota, Metazoa, Chordata, Actinopteri, Esociformes, Esocidae. Bases 1287 to 4403 code for a protein of 1038 amino acids. Gene Ontology annotation, cellular component: cytoplasm; autophagosome. The record is from RefSeq and is a predicted model, not a curated record. Gene Ontology annotation, molecular function: ATP binding; protein serine/threonine kinase activity. The transcript is spliced from 26 exons. Gene Ontology annotation, biological process: peptidyl-serine phosphorylation; autophagy; protein autophosphorylation.